AGAUCCACCCCGGCAGCCGGCGCACAUUCGUAUCGAAAGCACAUCAUCAUAGCGAUUGUUACUACUGUUUUUGUUCGCUCGUUUACACCGUUUUUAUUUCCCCCUUUUUUUGGUUCUGGAACGGUACUCCUCGUGACGGCGAUUUCAACGAUUCUAAUUAGCAGACUUUGCGCUUCCGCCACCUCCUUUGUAUUCACAUUUCAGCGUUCGCUGAGCCGUCCGAUUGAGCUCGAGCUGCCGCAGGACGAAGAUCGAGGCUUCUCGCUCUCGCCAACGUGAGCGUCUGACCGCAAAGCUGGUGUCAUUUCUCCUCCCUUCUCCUCUGUACUGCGCCGUUUCUCCUUUGUCUCUUCAUCUUAUGUACUCUAACUUACAUGGAUAAAACAGCGACCUCUCUUCUCACUUCCUUAGCAAUUCGAAUAGUAGCAGUGAGAGAAAAGAAUAUACAUAUAUAUUGAUUUGUUCGUUUGCUUCUAUCGUCUCCGUCGUAGCGAAUCUUCUCCCUCCUCUCCGCCUUUCGUGCUUGCCGACAAGUCCAUCAACACGCAGACCUCAUCACAACUGGAAAAGGAAAGAAAAACACGAUGAUGCGGGCCGCCGGCAGACUUCUGCCAGGCCGCAGCGCUUUCCUUCUUGCGGCUUGCCAGACGGCUCCACGGCGCUGCUUCACCACCUCCUCUCUUCUCUAUGGAGCUGUCAUUCCCUAUAAGCUGGCGGACAUCGGAGAAGGCAUCACCGAGGUGCAGGUGCUGAACGUGCGCGUGAAGGCGGGGGACCGAAUAGAGGAGUUCGAUCCGAUUUGCGAGGUGCAGAGCGACAAGGCUACGGUGGACAUCACGUCGCGCUACUCCGGCGUGGUGAAGGCGGUACACAUCGUGAAGGGCCAAACCGCACAUGUUGGGCAGACUAUCAUUGACAUUAACACCGACGACGGCCCGGCGGAGGCACCAGCGGCGGAGGCACCACCACCGCCUGCUGCUGCUCCACCAGCUGCUACUGCUGCCUCCACUGGUGCUGUGACUGGUGGAGCUGCCAUCCCCUAUAAGCUGGCGGACAUCGGAGAAGGCAUCACCGAGGUGCAGGUGCUGAACGUGCGCGUGAAGGCGGGGGACCGAAUAGAGGAGUUCGAUCCGCUUUGCGAGGUGCAGAGCGACAAGGCUACGGUGGACAUCACGUCGCGCUACUCCGGCGUGGUGAAGGCGGUGUACGUGGAGGCCGGCACGACAGCGAAGGUCGGGUCUGUGCUUCUCGACAUCGUGCCGGAGGGACACGAGGCAGCACCGUCGAACAGCGCCGCGCAGCAGCAGUCACCGUCAUCGCCGUCGUCGCACCCUGCCGCCGCUGACGCCGGCGGGAGAGGUGGGGGGAAGGCGCUCGCCACGCCUGCAACGCGGUUUCUCGCGAGGGAGCACAAGGUGGAUCUCGCGCGCGUGCCGGCAACUGGUAAGGGUGGACGAGUCACGAAGGAGGACGUUCUCCGCUUCGUGGCCGGUGGUCCUGCGACUGCUUCCGCGCCGGUUGCCGCAACGACUGCGGCGGCUCCGACAAGCGCAGCAACGCCGACCGGUACAACGGUUUCCGGCCUUGUCACCGAACCCGGUGACACCGUCGUGCCCAUCGUCGGUGUUCGUCGUGGCAUGGUGAAGACGAUGACGCAGGCGGCCGCCAUUGCCACCUUCACCUUCAGCGAGGAUUACGAGCUGACGCGGCUGAUCGCCAUGCGUGCGGCGCUGAAGGACGUGGUGAAGGAGCGGAGUCAAGGCAAGGUGAAGCUGUCCUUCAUGCCCUUCUUUUUGAAGGCGGCUUCCAUCGCCAUGCGGCAGCACCCCGACAUCAAUGCGCACUGCCCGCCGGACUGCGCCGCGACGAUCCGCCGGGCGGCGCACAACUUCGGCUUCGCGAUGGACACUCCAAACGGUCUCAUCGUGCCGGUUAUCCACCACGUGGAGCAGAAGUCUGUGCUCGAAAUUGCGAUGGACAUGCAGGCCCUCAUCGAGCGGGGCAAGGCGAACCGGCUGACGACCACGGACAUGAGCGGCGGCACCUUCACCUUGAGCAACAUCGGCGCAAUUGGGGCGACGACGACGACGCCGGUGCUGCUGCCACCGCAGGUGGCGAUUGCCGCGAUUGGGCGGCUGCAGAAGCUGCCGCGCUUCGAUGCGAAAGGCAGCGUGUACCCGGCGAACCUGGUCUGCAUCUCGUUCACUGCGGACCACCGCGUCGUCGACGGCGCCAGCAUGGUGCGCUUUGCGAACACGUACAAGGAGCUGCUGGAGAACCCGGACAACUUCCUGGUUGACCUGCGGUGA
Messenger RNA from Leptomonas pyrrhocoris, 2309 nucleotides. Its product is annotated as putative mitochondrial dihydrolipoamide branched chain transacylase. The record is from RefSeq and is a predicted model, not a curated record. Gene Ontology annotation, molecular function: acetyltransferase activity; lipoic acid binding. NCBI's taxonomy places the organism in Eukaryota, Euglenozoa, Kinetoplastea, Trypanosomatida, Trypanosomatidae. The transcript has a single exon. The coding region runs from base 585 to 2309 and encodes 574 amino acids. Gene Ontology annotation, cellular component: mitochondrion; cytoplasm.